CGCCGCGCCCUGCCCCAGCCCCAGCGCCCAGCCCACAGCUGGGGACGGAGUUUCCUGGUCGGCAGCAGCGCGCAGCCACGCCUGGCCCGGGGCUGAAGUUCCCAGGGGAAGUUUCCUGGGGAGAAAGGGCCGGGGCAGCCUCGGGCCCGGGCACGGAGCCCCGCUCGGUCCGGCGGCGGAGAAGGCAGCAGCGCUGAGCACCCCCGUGCACAGCCCCAUCCUCAGGCACCGUUUGGGCCCGCACCACCCCUGCCCAUGGAGUGACGGAGCCGGGCCUGCACAGACGCUGCCUCGGGGUUGCAGCCCCAGACCCACCGCUUUGCUGACACCGCCGGGACCAGGUCAACCCUGAGGGGGAAGCUGGACGGGACAGUGAACAUGAGUGACUUCUGGCACAAGCUGGGCUGCUGCGUCGUAGAUAAACCACAGCCGAAGAAGAAGCGGAGGCGGAUCGACCGCUCCAUGAUUGGGGAGCCCAUGAACUUCAUGCACUUGACGCACAUCGGCUCGGGGGACAUGGCUGCCCAUGAGGGUCUUCCCAUGACAGGUGCGGUGCAGGAGAUGCGAUCCAAAGGCUGUCGGGAGCGACAGUGGAGCAACUCCCGUGUCUUGUAGCUCUGCCCACCAGUACCCUGCGCAACCAGUCCUCGCCUGAUGGGAGGGGACCCCAACCCGGCGCUUUGAUUUGCUUUAAUUUAUGCAAACGGAUUCUGCUCCCUGCAUCCCCUGGCCCGUUCCUGCAGCACCUGGUCUGUGAAAGUGCUGUGGGGCGGGGCGGGGGGGUUGUGUCUUCAAUACAGAAACUCCUUUUCCAGUGACUCCCAUCCUCCACCCCCCAUGGGGAUCCCACCCGUUUGUUUUCUGCCCAGUUUUCAUUCCCACUUCCUUGCUCUGCCCCUGGCUCUGGGGCCCAGAACAGCCCCAGGCUGAGCAGCAUGUUGCCACGCUGUGGCGCGUGAGGCUCACCCAGGCAGUGCAAUGUGGGCUCAGGAAGGGAAAGGAGGUGGUAAUACGUACCUGGAUUGGGCAUGUGCUCUCCUGAAUCAGGGCCUUGGCCCACCUGGAGAACCUGCCUCUCCGGGGGGGUGGAGCCCAGGCACUCUGACCCCCUGAGACCCGGCCCCGUGGGCCUCCUGUUUUGGGUACCCAGGCAGGCUGGCCCCCGUACCUCAGUUUCCCCAUCCCAUCAGCCCGCAGCUGCCUCGCAAGGGCGCUGUGCAGAUAGGCGCUGUGGGGGCCGAGGGUUUCCAGGGGUCCUGCUGCCUGAGGCUGGGCUGUGGGGGCUGGCUAUGGAGUCAGGGCAGCACCUGGCCUUGCCAGGAGGUCCACAUCCCAUGAGUCCCCUUUGAUCCCCAGGGCCAUGGUUUGAGGUAGCGCCUUGCUGGUGGGUGGAAAAUUCCUUCCUGUGACCAGGACUGAUUGGUUGCAGUCAUGUCCCUGAGUGGGUUUCUACCACGCCAACCUCCCACAUACACCUGCACCUCCUGGAGCUGCAGGACCCCCACAGCCCUGUUUUUCAGCCACCGCCGGCUCCUUGGCAUCAGCUGUCCCGGGUCAGGGGCUUUGCUGCCCACCUACUAUCCUUCACACCGGAGGCCGGGUGCUGGGGUGAGACACAGCCAGUGGCUCUGUCCACCUCUGCCCCCAGCGCUGAAUGAAUCGGUCUUGCCCACAGUGGCUGGGAUGGGGUUUGCUCUGCAGCAGCCUGGACUGGAGCAGACAGGACCGCAGGCUGGGCCAGGCCCAGUCAGGGCAGUAUGGGGUGCUCAGAGGAGGUGGCUGCGGACUGGCUGCCCGACCUGCCCCGGUGCUUGCAUAUCCAGCCUCUCCCAUCGCAGGCUGCUCAGUCCCAUCCAGCCUGGACUAGCUACCAUCGAAGGCUGUGAGCAGCCCUCCAGCGACUGUCUGGGCACAAGCCACUGUGAGCACUGGCCCGGCCCCAGCUGGGAGGCACUGUGGCCAUGGAACUCCUUCCCAGGCACCGGCUCUGGCAUGGGGGAUGCCUGCCCCCCAGGCGCUUGCACUGGCGCUUUUCCUCUGCACUGAACUUGCUCCACAACGAGGGAGAAGGCAGCACUCCUGGGAGGCACUUUGCUGCCUACUCCGAUCCGGGGCAGGAGGUUGUAGCACCGCGUUGCCCCUUCCUGUAUCACUGCUCAGCCAUGUGCCUGCUGGCCGCGGGGCCCUGACUGUGCAAGCAUCGCUCUUUGGGCCUGCCAGGCUCUUUGCAACCGGCGUCUGUCUCAAAGCAUCUGCCCUUGCCCAGCCAGCAGGAGCAGUUGUGUAUGAAGCCAGCAAAGCUGAAAUGCAGCAAGAAGUCACUCCUGCUGCCCGCCAGCCCUGCUGCCCUCUGGCCUCCUCGGCAUUGCAUCGAUGAGUUGCACGCACCUGGCUCAGUUUCCCCUGCUGGGUUUUAAAGCUCAAGCCGCAGCUGCACUGAGGGACAUCUCAGAGUGGUGGAGGAGCACACAGGCUGGGAGCAUGCGCACGGGGACUGGGUGACGCGGGGCGUUGGCAAUGUUUUAGGCCAAAAGAAAUUCUCUGGGGCUGAAAAAUGCCUCUGGGUAGCACUGGGGCCAAAGCGGGCUUCCAGAGUGAGUGGGGAUCACCCUGCCAAUCUCACCCCGCAACCUGCCCAUCCUUAGAGGGGCCCUGUCAGGACAAAGCUCAUUUUCAGUCCACUCGUUGUUUGCCAUCUGUAUUGAAUUAAAGGAAAAAAUUUGAUUCCACUUUGACUCCACGCAAAGAGACCGGGUUUCAUCAGAGUUCCCAGUCAGGUUCAGUUGUAUACUAUCUUCUUCUUGUCCUGCAGCUGGUUUUGCAAUCAAAACCCUGUUGGGGGAAUAGGGGAGCAGGGGGAGGGCAUUUGAUUUAAAAAAUUUCUAUUGAUUUUUAAUAGGUUUUUUUUUACUGCCGUUCUGCUGACUUUUGAACCUAGCGUUUUCCCUUCUUGAUGUGUUGCGGUGCAGUGCAUCCUGAUGGGUCCUCUGGCAAAGGGAAGGGCCCGCCGUCAUGAGAGCAUUUUACCACGCUCUGCUCCUUGGUAGCUGGGCAAAGGCAGGGACCUGGUCUGGUCCCCCUCAUGCUGCAGAGCAUGGGGCAAGGGCAGAUGCACCCCAGCCAGGAGGCCGGGACCCUUCACGGGGCAAGUGCAAUCUGGGAACGGGUUUUCUGUUGUUCCACAUUGGGGGCAGGCUGCUAGGCACAGCAGCUGCAAUUUGCACCUAGGGUAGAGAAAAGCAGGCAGUGAUGGAUAGUGAGGCCUCUCCGUUCAUGGGAGCAGGAUGCCAGGAGAAACCCUCUGCCCUGGCUUGCGUCUCCUGCUUUGAGUUUCCCACCAAGCAGAUUUUAUUCCCCUUGGGGUGGUGACACUAUUGAGAGCAAGGCCAAACCCCUAGGGACAGAGGUAGGGCUGGAAGCCAGGUCCAGCAGAGAUCCAGGCCCCUGGCUAUGGUCCUGUCUUCUGCUGUGGCCCCCAUUGGAGAGCCGCUCCCCAGACCCCCAUCUCGUGAGCACCCCUUGUUCCAAGGGCACCUGGAAGGACUUUGUGUCUGCAAACCCCCUGGCUGGGAGAGGAAGAGGGUAUUGGCCCUGAGCCAACCUGCUCUACCACUGGCACAGAGCAAACAGCUCUGAGGUUUCUGCUACCUUGAUUUCUUUCUUCUCCAGGAGGCACGAGGUUCAGCCCCGGGUUUCACAGCUGGCCUGUUGAACGUUGUCGCUAUGCAGGAAUAGCUGGACUAUUCCCCUGGGUUUAUUACCUUUAUUUUUUCUUUUUUAAGGCAAGGGGAUAAAACGAUCACUGGGUUUCUCGCCUAGCCCUGGGAAGUCGGCGCAGCAGCGAGGUGGGGGGCCCUCUUACAAUACACCCCGAUGCACUGAAACCUCCCAGCUGUAGGGAGACACUGUUGUGGUGAACCCACCCUCUCUUUUGCUGUGUGAAGGGGGGAUUUUGGGGUGUAUGUGUGGGGGAGGGGGAUUGUUGGGCUGGGAGACUGUUGUACAGAAAUCACCUUCCUCUUUCCCACACCUUUGCUUACCCCACAGAGUGGAUAUUUGGACUGAAAAUAAAGUAAAAGGAAAAAAGA
Molecule: messenger RNA, 4088 nt
Organism: Alligator mississippiensis (American alligator)
Lineage: Eukaryota; Metazoa; Chordata; Crocodylia; Alligatoridae
Gene: CDC42SE1
Product: CDC42 small effector 1
Exons: 5
Coding region: 379-615 (78 amino acids)
Biological process (GO): regulation of Rho protein signal transduction
Cellular component (GO): plasma membrane
Molecular function (GO): small GTPase binding
Source: RefSeq, a predicted model, not a curated record